Molecule: messenger RNA, 207 nt
Organism: Pseudogymnoascus verrucosus
Lineage: Eukaryota; Fungi; Ascomycota; Leotiomycetes; Thelebolales; Thelebolaceae
Exons: 2
Coding region: 1-207 (68 amino acids)
Source: RefSeq, a predicted model, not a curated record
AUGGAUCGGAUGGAUGAUGGAACACUGUCCAUAGCGUAUGAUUGCUCAAAAUGGGCUACAGAACCUGGAAUCUGCGCCAAAGCAGUUCAGACAGGGUUCGAACAACCUGCGCAGAAGAGGCUAUACAGUCUAGGAUCUGCGCCAAAACAGUUUAGACAGGGUUCGGACUCCAAUGCAUUAAGAAUGCAUUCAUCGAUACAGGCUUAA